Archocentrus centrarchus (flier cichlid) is the source of this 1749-nucleotide messenger RNA. RefSeq names its product mitogen-activated protein kinase 14A. Gene Ontology annotation, biological process: protein phosphorylation. The transcript is spliced from 12 exons. The record is from RefSeq and is a predicted model, not a curated record. The coding region runs from base 117 to 1211 and encodes 364 amino acids. NCBI's taxonomy places the organism in Eukaryota, Metazoa, Chordata, Actinopteri, Cichliformes, Cichlidae. Gene Ontology annotation, molecular function: ATP binding; MAP kinase activity.
UCUCUGCGCCGCCUUUACUCUCACCGCUGGAUCUCACCUAUCAGGUUGCAAGACUGAGGCUGUAAAGACCCUUUUUUUGGUUAAAACCCGACUGGAAACUGAAACAAAACAGCGCCAUGGAGUCUCCACUGAAGAAUUCCCCGGUGAGACCGGGUUUCCACAGGCUGGAGAUCCAGAAAACGACGUGGGACGUCCCGCAGAGAUACGUGACCCUGCACGCGGUCGGUUCCGGAGCUUACGGCACAGUGUGCUCUGCCAUCGACCAGAAGACCAAGGAGAAGGUGGCCAUCAAGAAGCUCUACCGGCCUUUUCAGUCGCUCAUCCACGCCAAGCGUGCCUACAGAGAGCUCAGGCUGCUCCGCUACAUACAGCAUGAAAAUGUGAUCUGCCUUCUUGAUGUCUUCACACCUGACGCCACACUGGAGAAAUUCCAAACCUUUUAUAUGGUAAUGCCCUUUGUGGCCCAGGAUCUGGGCCACAUUAUGAAGACAAAAAGAUUAAGUGAUCGCAUCAUCACAUACCUGUUCUACCAGCUUCUAAGAGGCUUGAAGUAUAUUCACUCUGCGGGGAUCAUUCAUCGGGAUCUGAAGCCUGGUAAUCUAGCUGUGAGCGAGAACUGUGAGUUGAAGAUCCUGGAUUUUGGCCUGGCUAGACAUACAGAGAGUGAAAUGACUGGUUAUGUCGUAACGCGGUGGUACAGAGCACCAGAGAUCAUAUUUAACUGGAUGCACUACAGUCAGACAGUGGAUGUCUGGUCAGCAGCGUGUAUCCUGGCUGAAAUGAUCACUGGCGAGGUGCUUUUCCGAGGACACGACAGUAUUGAUCAACUGAAGAAGAUCCUCCAUGUAACGGGGACACCAGACUCCUCCCUGGUGCAGAGGAUGCAGAGUAAAGAUGCACAGUCGUAUGUGCAAGGUCUCCCUCCACAAAGGAAGAAAGACUUCAAGGAAGUCUUUCAAGGCAUGGAUGACAACGUUAUCGACCUGCUGGAGGGGAUGUUGCUGCUGGAUCCCGAGGCCAGGCUGACAGCGAAGCAGGGACUGUCCCACCCUUACUUGGCCGAGUAUCACGACCCAGAGAGCGAGCCAGACUCUAAGCCCUACGACGACUCCUUUGAGAGCCUGGAGCUCGCCAUUGGCGAAUGGAAGAGUCUGGUCCACAUGGAGAUCAUGACCUUUGACCCUGACAAUCCUAGUAAGACCGCCAUAUAGGCAAGACAAGUUUCUCCAAAGCUGUCACACAGCAUCUUGAAAGUCUUUUUGGUUUCAUUUCAAUAAAGGGCAGCUUUACUCGGUAUCUACAUGACAAGAGGAAAAGUAGAGUCUGUAAGAAAUAAUUGUAAAAGUACUGUUGCUUUAUUCUGCAGCUGGCUUGUAUGGAGUUGUGUCUGUGCAAUUACUGUGCAAUCAAAAAGAAUUUGUUUGCAACUAAGUUACAAGAGUAGAUUUAAAAGCUAGUAUCUGUGUGUUACUGCAGGUAAAAUACCUGCAAAAAGUGCAACAGUUUCAGGAAAUGUAAAAAUGUUGGAAGUGGUGCUUGUGGAUAUUAUUUGCUGCAGAGUUUGUAAUGGAUCAAAAAUAUAUUUAAAAUUAAAGGUGAACAAAAUAUUAUGAAAUAGCAUGAAAACCUGUUCAAACAUAUUUAGUUUUAGCAGUGAUUAACAGGGAUCGCAGGUUUUGCUUGUUUGGUUGUUUUUUUGCACACCUGUAUGUUCCUUUUGUUUUCACAAUAAAGGCAAAAUGCUGAUUC